UUUCUUUUUCUUCCCACGCCGGCUGCAGGUGCAUCAUGUCUAGACUGGGGGCCCUGGGCGGCUCCCGCGCCGGGUUGGGACUGUUACUUGGUACUGCCGCCGGCCUUGGAUUUCUGUGCGUACUGUACAGUCGGCGAUGGAAAAGGGCCCGGCGCCAUGGCCGAAGCCACAGUCUGCCCGAUUCCCUGGACCGUGCGCAGGCUUCAGAGCGCGGAGGCCAGGUUAUGCAGUUGCGGGCCAUCCCAGGUGAAGCUGGAGAUGCUGCAGUGCUGCCCGGCCUCCCACAGGAAGGACAGGAGAAGGUGCUCGACCGCCUGGACUUUGUGCUGACCAGUCUUAUGGCACUGCGGCGGGAGGUAGAGGAGCUUCGGAGCGGCCUGCAAGGCCUGGCUGGGGAGAUUGUUGGGGAAGUCCGAUCUCAUAUAGAAGAGAACCAGAGAGUGGCUCCCCCGCCCCCCCCCCCCCCUCGCCGCGUUCCUUGCCCCGCCCCUUCCCUUGCGCCUCCUUUCCACUUCACCGCCUCCUCAGGGGCUGCAUUCACAGAUGCGGAGAGUGAAGGAGGUUAUACAACAGCCAAUGCGGAAUCUGACUAUGAGCGGGACUCUGACAAGGAGAGUGAGGCUGGUGAAGAUGAGGUGAGCUGUGAGACCGUGACGACGGGGAGAAAGGACUCUCUGGACCUUGACGUGGAGGUAGCUUCAAGUCUAGCCUCUGGUGCCUUGGAGACUGGUGGCUCCUCAGACCUCGAGGACAUGCUGCUGCUCCUGCAGCAGGCAGAUGAGCUGCACCAGGGCAGCGAGCACAACAAGCGGAAAGGCUUCCAGCUGCUGCUCAACAAUAAGCUGGCGUAUGGAAACCGACAAGACUUUCUGUGGCGUCUGGCCCGGGCCUACAGUGACAUGUCUGAGCUUACUGAGGAGGAGAGUGAGAAGAAGUCAUAUGCCCUAAAUGGAAAAGAAGAAGCAGAGGCUGCUCUGGAGAAGGGAGAUGAGAGUGCUGAAAGUCACCAGUGGUAUGCAGUGCUUUGUGGUCAGCUGGCUGAGCAUGAGGGCAUCUCCAGGCGUAUCCAGAGUGGCUUUAGCUUCAAGGAACAUGUGGACAAAGCCAUUGCACUUGAGCCAGAAGAUCCUAGGAGUCACUUUCUUCUUGGCAGGUGGUGCUACCAGGUCUCUCACUUAAGCUGGUUGGAAAAAAAAACAGCUACAGCUUUGUUUGAAAGCCCUCUUAGUGCCACUGUGCAGGAUGCGCUCCAGAGCUUCCUAAAGGUUGAAGAACUACAGCCAGGAUUUUCAAAAGCUGGACGAGUAUAUAUUUCUAAGUGCUAUAGAGAGUUAGGAAAAAACUCUGAAGCUAGAAAGUGGAUGAAGUUGGCUCAGGAGCUGCCAGAUGUCACUAAUGAGGAUUCAGCUUUACAAAAAGAAUUGGAAGAAUUGGAAGUAAUUUUAGGAAAAUAAUCACUUCAAUGACUUGGGGGCUACUAUUUAAAUGGAGAAAAGAAAAUCAAGUUGCUUUUUUUUUUUUUUACCCCUGUGACCCCACUGAGUUCAGGAAACCAAGCAAGAUUGGUUUAGAGGAUGUCUUGACCUCUGAGGUCUGACUGCUACUACCAUCAUCCCCCAACUUCCUAUGUUAUCAGUUAAUUUAUUAUAAUCUCUUAAUCUAAAACUGGGGAUGGACUUGCAGUUUAGGCUUCUGCUUUCUUCCUCUUAAGUGAAUUCCUGAAAAAUCAAGACAGUAUAGCCAGCCAUAGGGUUAACUGUGGAGGCAGCACAAAAGGUCAAGAGCUGAGGGCGGUGUCUUCCAACUGUCAGCGAUGAACAUCAAAAGAGCCAAGGCGACAAAGCAUAGGACUUGUACUAUUUUUGCUAAUAUUCAACACGUAUUUAUUGUCCUAAAGUCAAUACCCUACCUGUGAAGACAAGGAGUCGCCAGCACAGCUCAGUUUCUGCCCUCUUGCCACCCAUCAUGUAGACUCUACCUGUAUUCUUUGGGUGAGGGGCUGGACCACAUGACUUCCAGAGUUCUGGCAGCUUUUGGGAAGACAGCACUGACUAGCAAAGGGUUUAUUAAUAUAUUUGAAAAUGACCUGAAGAGGUGCCUGAAAUAUUUUUUUGGUACAAAUUUGAAAUAAACUAAAUUUGAUUAGAAGGAUAA
Messenger RNA from Cricetulus griseus (Chinese hamster), 2154 nucleotides. Lineage: Eukaryota; Metazoa; Chordata; Mammalia; Rodentia; Cricetidae. The record is from RefSeq and is a predicted model, not a curated record.